AUGAGAGCAUUGUUGUUGCUCUUCUUGUUGGUGGCUCUAACAAUAUGCGGAGAAUAUGACUUCACCGUUGAGGUGCCUCCCGGGAAGUUUCAAUGCUACUUUCAAGCGGUCACUGACUCGAAGUACAAAUCGAUAGAAGUGGAUUAUCAGGUGAUCGAUGGAGGCGACCUCAAUAUUAAUUUCAUGGUGUUACUCGGUGCCGAAGUUCUUGUUCAAGAAAAUAUGAAAACCGAUGGAAGCCACAAAAUCGAAGUUAAACAACCUGGAGAUUAUCAAUUUUGUUUCGACAAUGCAUUCAGCUAUCAGGCACGAAAGGUUGUUUUCUUCGAAAUCUUUCUUUAUGAUGCCGCUGGGAAUUUGGACGACUUUGACUAUGCUAGGGCAGGACUCCAGGAUGCUAAUUUAAAGAAACGUAUGGAGGACCUUGGAGUGACUGUCGAAGUUUUUCAAAGUUCUGCUACGAGGAUCAAGAACAAUUUCAACAAGGUGGAAUACCAUCAAGCCGUUUUAAGAGCCCAUGAAGCUAGAGAUCGAGCAAUCAUGAAUGCAAAUCUGGAUCGCGUCACGUUUUGGUCGAUUUUGAACGCUCUGGUGUUAAUGUUUGUAGCUGGUAUCCAGGUCUAUAUGAUUCGAAGCCUCUUCGAAGAGAACUCAAAAAUCGGCCAGUUUCUUCGAAAAGGCACACAUCAAGAU
Molecule: messenger RNA, 693 nt
Organism: Mesorhabditis belari
Lineage: Eukaryota; Metazoa; Nematoda; Chromadorea; Rhabditida; Rhabditidae
Source: the annotation of a GenBank genome assembly